AUGGACGACUUUUCCAACCGCUUUCAUAAAGCGACCGUAUCAACAAUAACCGUCCCUAUGGUCAUUAUCGCUUUUCCUCUUUUGAAUGCAUACAAAUUUAGCGAAACUGAAUAUACAGGUGUAAAAAUCGUUGACAGUGCUAUAGGUGGUUUAUUAGGCGUUGUAGGAUGGCCAUUAUCACCUUUCGUUGCAUUCUGGUCUGUAUACCAAAACUUAUUUAUAGAAGAACCUAGCAAGUCUUCCGAAGUAUCUUCAGAGAUGAAGAGCAAAGUUAGAAGAGCAAUGGGAAUGGAUUGCGAUAACUUUUACAAUAUUGCCGUGGUGGGUGCAGCAGGAACGGGAAAGAGUUCUGUGGUGAACGGGAUCUUAGGCUACCCGGAUACGGAUCGAUAUGCUGCUGCGACGCAUGAAAGUGACAACAUCAACUAUGCACAUAGCCAAGAGCCGAGAGGUUAUCGUCAUCCUGAAUUAAGGAGGAUGAUCUUGUGGGAUAUGCCAGGUGCAGGUACCACGGACAACAAUGAAACUACGUAUUUUGACGAUUACUAUCUAAAAGCAUUUGACUCUUUGAUCAUUGUCACAGCAGAACGGUAA
Mycotypha africana is the source of this 594-nucleotide messenger RNA. RefSeq lists its product as uncharacterized. NCBI's taxonomy places the organism in Eukaryota, Fungi, Mucoromycota, Mucoromycetes, Mucorales, Mycotyphaceae. Gene Ontology annotation, cellular component: membrane. Gene Ontology annotation, molecular function: GTP binding; GTPase activity. The record is from RefSeq and is a predicted model, not a curated record. The transcript has 3 exons. Bases 1 to 594 code for a protein of 197 amino acids.